AUGGCAAAACGCAUACGAUUGUGUGAUGAUGCACUUAUUCAUGAACUUUUUCAAGAAGAGUCAUCAGAUGAGGAUGAUUUCGUGGAAAAUGAUAGUGAUGAUGGCGAAGAAGAUAUUGUGGAGGAGGAGAUCCACGAUUCCGAUGCAGAAGAAGCAGUUCAACAGCCUGAUGAGGAGAGUUUGGACAUUGAUGAAGACGACGGUGACGAUGUUCCUCUUGCAAAUGUGUACUUGGUGAGAGAUAAGGAUAGGAAUGUUAUGAAAUGGGCGAAAAGUCCCCCACUACCAAGAAAUGUGCGCACCAGGGCAGAAAACAUAAUUGUAAGACUUCCUGGAACUAAAGGAGAGGCUAGGGAAAAAUUUUCUGAAAUUGAAUGUUUCAAUUUGUUCAUGGAUGAUAAAUUGAUCCGACUUAUAGUGACUUCAACGAACAUCUAUAUUAACUUGAUCAGGGAGAAAUUUCAAAGGGAUAGAGAUGCAAGAAUGACUGAUGAUGUAGAAAUCCGUGCUUUUCUUGGAAUUCUGUUUAUUUCUGGGGCAUUAGGAAGUAGCAGGAAGAAAACCAAGUUCAUUUGGGAUAACAGUAAAGGGUCAGGAGUUGAAUGCUGCUAUCUUGCCAUGAGUGAAAAAAGAUUUCAUUUUCUUAUGCGUUGUCUGCGGUUUGAUGACUACAGAGAUCGUCAGCAACGGAGGGAAAUCGACAGGUUAGCCCCAAUAAGAGAGCUGUUUGAACUAAUCAUUCAAAAUUUUCAAACUUUUUUCACACCAAGCGAAUUUUGUACAGUUGAUGAACAAUUGAUUGCGUUUCGAGGAAAAUGCCCAUUUCGUAUGUAUAUGCCAAAAAAACCUGCCAGAUAUGGUAUAAAAGUGUAUGCCCUUGUGUGUGCAAAAACAAUGUACACCGUAAACUUGGAAAUUUAUGCUGGGACUCAGCCCAAUGGUCCAUACAAAACAUCAAACUCUUCCGAGGACGUGACAAUGAGAAUGGUGGAACCAAUCUCAAGUACUAAUAGAAAUGUGACCAUCGACAACUGGUUUACAUCGGUAUCAUUGGCUGAGAAAUUAUUGAAAGAGAAGAAACUGACGGUUGUUGGCACUAUAAAAUCCAGACGUGUUGGUGUCCCUCAUGAAUUGCGGCCUUGUAGAGAUCGACAAAUUAAUUCUUCUCUGUUUGCAUUCCAUAAGAAGAAGACGCUUGUUUCAUACUGUCCUAAACCCAACAAAGCUGUGAUACUCUUAUCAACAAUGCAUGACGACGAUAAAAUUGACGACGAGACUGGACCAAAACAAAAACCAGAAAUUAUUACAUUUUACAAUAAAACCAAAAUUGGUGUGGAUGUUGUUGAUCAAAUGUGUGCGAAGUACAAUGUUGCAAGGAACACUAGGAGAUGGCCUAUGGUGAUAUUUUUUGAUCUCAUGAACAUUUCUUCAAUAAAUGCACUUUGUGUGUACAAGUUCAAUCAACGGACAGCAAAAAAAUUGUCAAGAACUGAGUUCAUUCAAAAGGUUGCCUGGGAACUCAUCAAGCCACAAAUUGAAAGGAGGUGUCAAAUCGAUGGUCUUCCAGUCCAACUGAAGAAGAGAGGGAAGGAGCUUCUAGGGAUAAUACCAGAUGGGCCUCAACAAAGACAGAACAAUGCCAUUGGUCGCUGUCAUUUGUGUCCAAGACAAAAGGAUCGAAAAUCAAGAAAAAAUUGUGACAAGUGUGCUCUCAAGGUAUGUGCUGAACAUUCAUUUACUGUUUGUAGGGAUUGCUUCUAG
This is a messenger RNA of Nilaparvata lugens (brown planthopper), 1761 nucleotides long. RefSeq names its product piggyBac transposable element-derived protein 4-like. Lineage: Eukaryota; Metazoa; Arthropoda; Insecta; Hemiptera; Delphacidae. The record is from RefSeq and is a predicted model, not a curated record. The coding region runs from base 1 to 1761 and encodes 586 amino acids. The transcript has a single exon.